AUGGUCACCUGCACAUUCACUCUCGACGCCAGCGAUCCCGCUCUCCUCGCCAGUAUCGGACGCGCCUAUGACGGAUACUUGCCGAGGUCGACCGUUUCUUCCGUGCUGUUCGGUAUCUGCACGACGCUGGCCUUCAUGACGUUUUGGGUGCUCUUUCGUCGCGGCCUGGGUCUCCGCUCAACCCGGCUUCUUUUCGCCGCCGCUGCCGUUCUCUACGCGUCGACAACGGUCUUCUUCGUCUGCGCCACGCUGAGGAUGCGCGCGGCCAUGCGCCUAGCGACGGUCGACUCUGCGUUGCAGCAAUGCACCAUCGACGUGGGGUCUGUCGCAUACCCGACCCAGCUUGCGCGCGAGGAGAGGGACUUCGACGCGCCGAUGACGGCCAUGCUCGUCAUCAACUCUGUCAUCAACGACGGCAUCGUCCUCUGGCGCGCGUUCACGAUCUGGUCGUUCGACAGACGUUUGUACGCCGCGGGCAGUACGUUGCUGGCCGUGUCCUUCGUCGCGGGGGUCGUCUCGACCGUGGACACCGCGCGCCGGACGGCCUUUCCCGGGUCGGACGCGCCGGACGCACCUAUCCUUCUCGGGGACGUGGCAGGCAUAGUCUUCUUCCUCGCCUCGCGCGCCGUGAACUUGCUCGCGAUGGCGGCGGUGUGCAGAAAGGCAUGGCGUCACUGGAAGACCGUGCGGAGCUGCCUGACGGAUAUGUACACGGGCUCUCGGGCGCUCCGAUCGCUGACGCUGCUCGUGGAGUCCGGGAUCGCCUACUGUUUCCUCUGGGUUCUCAUCGUCGUCUACUACGGCAUCUCCUUGACGGUCGGCGCUGAUUCCUCCGUGAAGACCGCCACGUACGCCCACGGCGUCAGCUGGAUCGUCGACAACUGCCUGGUGUACUUGAUCGCGAUCUACCCGUUCGGGCUGAUCACGGUCUUCGCGCUGAAGGGCUCCGUCCUGGAGCACGUCACCGCGCUCACCACGAACGCCUUCAAGAGCGACGCGCCCGGGACAGGGACGGAGUCGGCGGAAACGGGCUCUGUCGCCUUUCCGUCGCCGAAAGCGGAGAAGAUCGUGCUCUCGUACGCGGACGGCAGCCAGCGGACGGCCAGGGAGUACGGCGCUCUGUGA
Messenger RNA from Epithele typhae, 1125 nucleotides. RefSeq lists its product as uncharacterized. The coding region runs from base 1 to 1125 and encodes 374 amino acids. The record is from RefSeq and is a predicted model, not a curated record. NCBI's taxonomy places the organism in Eukaryota, Fungi, Basidiomycota, Agaricomycetes, Polyporales, Epitheliaceae. The transcript has 8 exons.